Messenger RNA from Gallus gallus (chicken), 3074 nucleotides. It is a transcript of the gene NINJ1, whose product is annotated as ninjurin 1. Gene Ontology annotation, biological process: tissue regeneration; cell adhesion. The transcript has 4 exons. Gene Ontology annotation, cellular component: membrane. The record is from RefSeq and is marked validated. Bases 57 to 509 code for a protein of 150 amino acids. Lineage: Eukaryota; Metazoa; Chordata; Aves; Galliformes; Phasianidae.
CAGAGGCUGCCGGCAACAGCCUCCGAGGCCUCUCCUGCUCCGCUCCGGGAGCCGAGAUGGACUCCGGCGGCGAGACCCACGAGCUGAACGGGCGGGCGGAGGGAGCGGAGCCGGCGGUGGUCGAACGGUACAGACCAUCACAGUGGUUUCAGAGAAAUGGACCUAUGAAUAUCAACCACUACGCAAACAAGAAGAGCGCUGCAGAGAGCAUGCUGGACAUUGCACUGCUGAUGGCCAAUGCUUCACAGCUGAAAGCUGUGAUUGAGCAAGGACCUUCUUUUUCAUUCUAUAUGCCCCUUAUUGUUCUCAUCAGCCUGUCGCUCGCAAUGCAAAUUAUGGUGGGAGUACUCCUGAUAUUCCUUGUAAAAUAUGACCUUAACAACCCUGCAAAACAUGGUAAGCUGGAUUUCCUCAACAACCUUGCAACUGGACUAGUAUUCAUUAUAGUUGUUGUGAACAUUUUCAUCACCGCCUUUGGAGUUCAGAAGUCAGGUGCCAAGUCAGAGUAAAGGCAGUGAGUACAAGAGAUGUGAAGCAUUCGUUCUUCCAUAGAUGCCAUUUGCACUUGGGCCACCUACACUUGGACACAUUAAAAAAAAUAUCUGAAGAAGUCAGACACACAGAGCAGCUUUCUCAGGUUUCCAACAAGCAACACAUCUGUGUACCCAGAGUUUUCCAGUGUGUUUAUACUUAAAUUAUUUGGCAUCUAAGGAAAGGUUGCUUUUGACCCAAGGACAUUGCUUUUCCAGGGACUGGCAUUUCAAUUUGUAGAUCAUUUUUCAGAAAAGUGGCAUAAACAGGUAUUAUCAACUGAUGGGACUUCACACAUUUCAGGACUUCCCAUUUCUGUGCCUUUUGCUUUUACAGUGACUUGACAUUUACACAGUGGUAAGAAGCUGCAGGCCUCCAGUCUUUCAUGUUCCCUUUGUCCUUCAUUUCACUCACUUGGCACCUAUGCUGUCCAUAGCACAGCAGUUUUCCCUUGCAUUUUUUCAAGGUAGCUGUGCCUUGUUUUCUCUCCCUCUCCCAGUUCCAUUCUUUAACUAAAGCAGUGCUACAACUAGAAGCAGUAGACUAUCCUUUGGCCAGUUUUUCCUCACAGGUAGUCCUGCAUUCUGUUUCUUCAUCUCUGGACCACAGUUAAAGCUCUCUUCUGUGUGCACAGACACAGAUAACCUCAUUGCUCCAUUACUUACUGCUACACUCUGGAAAGCCUAUCAAAAUAGCUACGUAUUCUGUGUCCAGCUGGAAAAGUAGAGGUUACAGGGUAAACCUCACCUGCUAAACUGGUGCUGAGAGCCUGCCAGCAGUUCUAGUAGGAAGCUCAUGACUUGCUUUUUCCUUUUUGAGAUAGCAAUUGCUGCAGUUAUGUUAUUUUUAUGAGUUAAUAGGUAAAAUAACUUUAAAUACAUAUAUAUAUGUAUAUCUUUCAGGUUAUUACCUGCUGGCUCAGGGACUGACACUUUUUCUAAAUACACUAUUGCAAGUAAUGGUGUAUGUUAAAAAAAAAAUUGUGAUAAUUUUUACACUUCCAAAGAAUCACAUCUGCAGUCAGGAAGUCCUGCUUUACUACAGCAUCCUUCCUUGUAGUUGCAGAUCUGUACUAAUACAUUUCCUUACAACUAAGUUUUAAAUGCUAUCUUGCACCUAUUAAUAGAAGUUUGUCUUCCAUGCAUCUCAUCUCAUUUCUCUUUAAUUGUGUUCCAAGGUCCAUUGCUGUAUCAUGUCUUCAUUUACAUGCUCUAUAGUUGUUAUUGACAGGAAACAAACCAGAAACUUGUCAACUAGUAAUAAAAUAGGCUACAUUCUUUUUGAUUUUUUUUUGUUGUUGUUGCUUCCUACAUGUAUUUAACCAGUAUUUGGCAAACAAUGGUUUUAAUUAUGUGCACUGUACAAAUUUAAGCAUAGCUCUAACCAAGUACUGAAUGAGGUAUUCAGGGCCUCAGGACAGUUUUGUUCUUUCUUUUUUAAUACAUACCAGUGAAGUGUUUCUACAUACUUGUGUUGCAGUGGUGUCAGUGCUGUACUGCAGUGAGUCGAUUGGCCACACAGCAGUGCAAGAAACCUUAAACGUAUUUCCAUCUUGGAAAGAGAUGACUGUAGGCAGUGACCCAGUUUGUUUUUGGCACUUAAUGCUCUAGUAUUCCGAUUUGUCCUUACUGCUCUAAAGGCAGAUGCAGACAAAGGCUCUACUGAUGCAUACUCUAUUUAUACGUGGUGAUGAUAUGGCCUGGUUUUGAAUGGAGCUUUCCAUUCCUGUGCCACUUGUUGCCACAAACCUCUCUCACAUGCAUUGAAGCACAUGAGAGCAGCCUGAUAGGGCUGCAGUACAGAUGUAUCAGGAAUGCAGCACGCCAGCAGGCUCCCUGUCCCAUGUCCCCAGCCACCCGCACUGUAGCAAAGAAAAAAUAACUGUGUGCAGAGCACUGGGGUGUGAAGCAUUCACCACGUGCCGAUAUGUCAACUACUGAUCGCAGUGGACCCUUCCAAGACAAUUCUGGGGGCAUGCAGGAGGAAAAGAAAAAUACUUAACGUUGAAUGCAUUGCUGAGUGCCAAGGGUUGAUCUGCAUUAAGGGGGAGAUGCUGCUCACUUGGAGUCUUCUGGAACCAGCUUAGCACAAGAAGUCCUUCAGUCGCCCUGAGCUGCUGGAGGUGCAACUGCAACAGCAAAAUAGGGAUGACUGCAACUUCGGAAGGCCUGACUUCUUCUAAUCCUGACACAUGAAAGCCUGAUGCUAAGGUCAUCCAUCUCUGCUAGACAUCAACAGUAUUCAACUUACAACCAGACAUAUGGGGUUCUUUUAUUUGCUUUUUUUAAAAAAUAAAAAGGAUGCUGGUUUAUUACUGCAUGUUUUGUUGUGCUUAAGUGAAAUAUGAAACAUUUCUUUAGACAUGCAAUCUGGGUUUUAAGUCUCUGAAGCCUUCAGAGGUCAUGUAUUUUUUAUCAGACAAAAGCAUCUGCAAGUUGGUUUCAAGUAUAAAUAAUUAAAUCUCAUGAUUACCAUUUUUUAACAUUAGGUACUUAUUUAAAAUCCUAGUAUGUAUUUCCUAGGGACAGCAAACAAAUACAUCA